Messenger RNA from Uloborus diversus, 907 nucleotides. RefSeq names its product 40S ribosomal protein S6-like (gene RpS6). Gene Ontology annotation, biological process: translation. Bases 113 to 871 code for a protein of 252 amino acids. The record is from RefSeq and is a predicted model, not a curated record. Gene Ontology annotation, molecular function: structural constituent of ribosome. Lineage: Eukaryota; Metazoa; Arthropoda; Arachnida; Araneae; Uloboridae. The transcript has 5 exons. Gene Ontology annotation, cellular component: ribosome.
AUUUUUAGUGUUUUGGAAAGUUUUAAUUUCUUUUUGUGGCAACUUCGCCUUUGUUGCUUUCUGUAUGUAUAGUUCAGUGUUGUAAAUUGUAAUGAAAAUCUAAAUAUCAACCAUGAAACUGAACAUAUCAUACCCUGCUACUGGCUGCCAAAAACUCAUCGAGAUCGACGAUGAAAAAAAAAUUCGUAUGUUCUAUGAGAAGCGUAUGGGGCAUGAAGUCGAAGCUGAUGGCUUAGGUGAUGAAUGGAAAGGAUAUGUUGUUCGUAUUAGUGGAGGAAAUGACAAGCAAGGUUUUCCAAUGAAGCAGGGUGUGCUAACAUCUGGUCGAGUUAGGCUUCUCCUAUCUAAAGGACAUUCAUGUUAUCGACCUCGAAGAACUGGUGAAAGGAAGCGAAAAUCUGUUAGAGGAUGCAUUGUUGACUCCAACUUGAGUGUCUUAUGUUUAGUAAUUGUUAAAAAAGGUGAACAAGAUAUUCCUGGGCUUACUGACACCACCAUUCCUCGUCGUUUAGGACCAAAACGUGCAAGCAAAAUUCGCAAACUUUUCAAUCUUGCUAAGGAUGAUGAUGUUCGUCAAUUUGUAGUUAAAAGACCACUUGCUCAGAAAGAAGGUAAAAGGCCUCAGACAAAAGCACCAAAAAUUCAACGUUUAGUUACCCCAGUGAUGCUUCAAAGAAAGCGUCAUCGCCUUGCAUUGAAACGCAAGAGGGCACAAAAACGAAAAGAUGAGGCUGCUGAGUACGCUAGGUUGCUGGCACAAAGAGCUAAAGAAGCAAAAGAAAAACGUGCAGAAGAAGUUCGUCGUAGACGUUCUGCAUCACAGAGAGAAUCCCAAUCUUCAGGAGGAGGGAAAAUGAGUGUUAGCAAAUAAAUGUAUAAGAAAUAAUAAAAUAGAACUUUCAUUGAU